Molecule: messenger RNA, 698 nt
Organism: Tigriopus californicus
Lineage: Eukaryota; Metazoa; Arthropoda; Copepoda; Harpacticoida; Harpacticidae
Gene: l(1)10Bb
Product: protein BUD31 homolog
Exons: 2
Coding region: 172-630 (152 amino acids)
Biological process (GO): mRNA splicing, via spliceosome
Cellular component (GO): nucleus; spliceosomal complex
Source: RefSeq, a predicted model, not a curated record
CUCCUGUUCACUCUAUUCUGGCUCACUGAGAACGGUCGAAAGGGUCGAAACAACAAGAAUCAAGGAACGUUGGCCAGAAACAGGUCGAACUUAGCUUCUGCCAGUUUCAAAAUCCACCCCGGAUUGUCCCUCCCAAAAUACCUAUUCCAUCGGACCGGAUCGCAUUGCGCAAUGCCCAAGGUGCGGGUGAUGCGUCAUUCCAGUGCGGGUGGCUCACGCAAGCCCCCACCCGAGGGCUGGGAACUGAUUGAGCCCACUUUGGAGGAAUUGGAGUGCAAGAUGCGCGAGGCCGAGACCGAAUCCCAUGAAGGCAAACGCAAAGUUGAGGCGCUCUGGCCCAUCUUUAAGAUUCAUCACCAACGAUCCAGAUACAUCUUUGACUUGUUCUACCGACGAAAAGCCAUUUCCCGCGAGUUAUACGAGUACUGCGUCAAGAACAAAAUCGCAGAUGGUAACCUCAUAGCCAAAUGGAAAAAGCAAGGCUACGAGAACCUAUGUUGCCUGCGAUGUAUUCAAACGCGUGACACGAACUUUGCCACCAACUGCAUUUGUCGAGUGCCCAAAGCCAAAUUGGAAGAAGGAAAAAUAGUGGAGUGCGUCCAUUGUGGAUGCCGAGGGUGUUCAGGUUGAGGUCGAAUCUUUAUUGGGCCAUAUCCGUUUGAAUAGAAGUGAAUGAAAAUAAAAUAUUGCCGACCAAA